Saccostrea cuccullata (small rock oyster) is the source of this 969-nucleotide messenger RNA. RefSeq lists its product as uncharacterized. Lineage: Eukaryota; Metazoa; Mollusca; Bivalvia; Ostreida; Ostreidae. The record is from RefSeq and is a predicted model, not a curated record. The coding region runs from base 1 to 969 and encodes 322 amino acids. The transcript has a single exon.
AUGGACGUAGACUUAGAAAAUUGUGAAAAAACGCUUGAUUUUUUAAUUGAUGAAGUUGACGACGUUACUUUAUCACAGAUCUGUGCAGAUAUGGAAACGGAAUACCAUGUGUUUGAAGGCAUCCAAAAUCUAAGUUUUUCUGAAAACUUUAAUUUCGAUGAAAAUGAAGGCCUUGGAGAAAGCGGUUCAAAUUUAAUGGAGUUCGAUAUCGGGGAUUUAUCUUCUUUAAUGGAAACCGAAUGUGAAGUUAAGAAAGAACUGAAAGAGAGCACCAGGUUUGGGCCAGUCGUCAAUGAUGAUGAAUUGAAAUGCCUCGUUGAAAAUCAGGAAAACAAAAAUACUAAAAGUAAUACAAAAUGGGCCGUUAAAGUUUUCGAAAGUUGGCGCGAGCAGAGAGCGGGGGACAUUAUCGAGCUUCACUUAAUGGAUACGAAAUCGAUGAACCAUUGGCUAGAGCGUUUUAUUGUGGAAGCGCGGAAGAAAGACGGGAGUGAAUACCCUCCAAAAACGCUGUAUCUCAUUUUAUGUGGACUUUUGAGGCAUUUAAGACAAAAAGGUGUCUACGAUAAAAAUUUUCUAGACGAGAAAGAAAUAGCUUUUGUCGGACUAAGAAAAGUUUUAGACGCAAAGAUGAAAUCACUCGUUGAUAGAGGCCUGGGUGCGAGAUCCGGGCAAGCUGACCCCAUAUGGCCCAAAGAUGAGGAGAAAUUGUGGCAAGAAAAUGUUUUUGGGAAAGAAAACAGUGAACAAUUACAACACACGAUGUUUUUUUAUUCAUGUAAAUUGUUCGGUUUGAGGGCCUGUGAUGAGCACCACAAACUGCAAUGCGAACAAUUUUCUAUUGGAAACGAUAUCCAUGGACAGUUUAUUCAAUUUGUUGGUAGAGCAUCAAAAACCUACAAAGGCGGAUUUGGGCAGAUGAAUUUACAGACAAAGAACCUGAAGCAUUACUGUGAGCCUGGUAAGUAA